Messenger RNA from Iphiclides podalirius (scarce swallowtail), 1923 nucleotides. Lineage: Eukaryota; Metazoa; Arthropoda; Insecta; Lepidoptera; Papilionidae. The record is from the annotation of a GenBank genome assembly.
AUGGCGGCUUCCGGUCGUGUGACGCUCGCACAAGAUGGCGCCCAGGGAAAUGUCAAAGUCCACCCGUAUCUGGCGGCGCUCGUACGAUGGUGCGUAUCCUCCGUUUGGACCGCCGCGACAGUUCUGCUGCACCGCCUUAUGACCACGCCCCACCCACAGAUAUCGGGCCCGAAGCCGCCGAAGCCGCGGCCGGCUACCACCGGCCACCUGCACCCUGAGCCGCUGGUGGAGUGCGUGGUCCUCCACCAGCCGCCAUCGCACACCCUCGACGUCAUAUUCGUGCACGGGCUCUACGGUUCCCUGGCCAACACAUGGCGCCAGGGCGAAUGGAGGUCCAACUACACCUCGGAUCCGAUCAAGGUGCCGCUGCGGCGGCCGGACUCUUUGCCCACCGCGUGCUCCUGCACCUGGGACGAGGACCAGGUCCGAGAAUGCCCCUGCGAGCUCAAACUACCCCGAAAGACCAAGCCACAAGCGAAAGAUGACGCGUUCGACGGGGGGCGAACGGACGGCGAGUUCUACUCGAAAUACCGCAAGGUUCUGCCACAGGAAGAAUUGUUCAUCACGGAGAAGUUCUACAACAACACGAUCUUAGACCGGGCUGGGGUAGGGGACUUCGGGACGCAGGCCGGCUUCGUGCGGGACCUCUUCCAGAGGAACUGUUCCGGGGAGGGUGGGAAGUGUGAUAGGGGGGAGUCGGUUGGAUGCGAGUGCGGAGUGGACUGCCAGGCCGGGUGUGGCUGUAUCUGCGAUAGAUGCUACUCGCCCUGCUGGCCCCGCGACUGGGUCAAGGUGGACUUCCCCGGCGCGAGGGUCAUCUCGAUCAAUUACACGAGCGACCCGUACCUGUGGCGGCCGCUCUGGAUCAAGCAGUGCAAACGACAGAGGCUGCACGAGCGCGCUGAGCAAAUGAUGCGACAGCUAAUGCAGCUCGGCGUUGGCGACAAGCCUAUCGUGUGGGUCGGGCACUCCAAGGGGGGGCUUUUCAUCAAGCAGUUGUACUGCGAAGCUUACGAGGCGUAUUUGAAAACGGACAAAGUCGACGAUUGCUAUUUCGAGAACGAAAAUCCAGUUAAAGACGAUAACGAUGAUCCUGUCACUAGCGAUAAUUUCGUUACCGAUACCGUCAACAACAACUGUUCUAACGAGAACGCUUCAAACGAGGCAAAACUGAGCAGCCUGAUAGACUAUGUAUUCGGUGGGGCCAAAAAUUCGGACACUGACGAAUUAGAUAUUAAUAAAAAUCCAACGGUGGCCAAAGAAGUUGAAGAAGCAGCAGCGAUGAAUGACACUUGCGAAGAUAGACCGGAUGGAGCCAAAGAUUCGGAAACUACAGAGGCGUCUUCUAUUGAUGCAGAAGAUCCUAAAGAGGUAGCAAGGCGCGCCAACCUGUGGAAGAACAGCGCCGGCUUCAUGUUCUACUCAGUACCGCACCGAGGGUCACCGCUGGCCGACAUCAAGACCCCAAUCACGGCCAGGAGUGUGGAGUUGCUGGAGAUUUGCAAAGACUGUCCACUGGUGAUGGAACUCCAGGACCGGUGGCUGCGGGCCACGACCAGGUCCCGGCCGCCGGUCAGCAGCCUGGUGGAGACCUGCAAGACCCUCAUGUCGCUGCUCUGGCUUCGGAUCGUCAGCGUCGACUCGGCUGACUGUCCACUGGUGAUGGAACUCCAGGACCGGUGGCUGCGGGCCACGACCAGGUCCCGGCCGCCGGUCAGCAGCCUGGUGGAGACCUGCAAGACCCUCAUGUCGCUGCUCUGGCUUCGGAUCGUCAGCGUCGACUCGGCUGAUCCUGGCAUUGGAGUCCUAUCCGGCGUGUCGGUAGACCACCGCGAGAUCUGCAAGCCUUCGAGCAGAAAGUGCCUUUUAUACAGAGAGCUUAAAGCCCUCAUAACGCAUGCUCUCAACAACAUUAGGCAAUUU